AUGACACUUAUCAGAAGCGUUUAUGUAUUUUGUAGUAUUGUUAUGUCAGUGCCGGGCUACGCGUCAAAGCCACCAGAAGACAGGGAAUUGACAACCAACCGCUCCAACAUGUCCCUAAGAAAGGUUCCUGCAGACUUGAGCCCAACCACAACCACACUGGAUUUAUCCUACAACCUCCUUUCUCAGCUUCAGAGUUCAGAUUUUCGUUCUGUCUCUAAACUGAAAGUUUUGAUUCUAUGCCAUAACAGAAUCCAAGAGCUGGAUAUCAAGACCUUUGAAUUCAACAGAGAGUUAAGAUAUUUAGAUUUGUCUUACAACAGAUUGAAGAUUGUAACUUGGUAUUCACUGGCAGGUCUCAGACAUUUAGAUCUUUCUUUCAAUGACUUUGACAGUGUGCCUAUCCAUGAGGAGGCUGGCAACAUGUCACAACUGGAAAUCCUGGGUUUGAGUGGGGCAAAAAUACGAAAAUCAGAUUUCCAGAAAAUUGCUCAUUUGCAUCUAAAUACAGUCUUCUUAGGAUUAAGAAGGCUUUCUUAUUAUGAAGAAGGUAGCCUGCCCAUCUUAAACACAACAAAACUUCAUAUUGUUUUACCAAUGAACACAAAUUUCUGGGUUCUUUUGCGUGACGGAAUCAAGACUUCAAAAAUACUAGAAAUGACAAACAUAGAUGGCAAAAGCCAAUUUUCAAGUUAUGAAACUCAACAAAAUCUUACUUUAGCGAAUUCCAAGACAUCUAUUCUAUUGCUUAAUAAAGUUGAUUUACUCUGGGACGACCUUCUCCUCAUCUUCCAGUUUGUUUGGCAUACAUCAGUAGAAUGCUUCCAAGUCCAACAUGUGACUUUUGGAGGCAAGGUUUAUCUUGACCAUAAUUCAUUUGAUUACUCAAAUACUGCAAUGAGAACUAUAAAAUUGGAGCACAUACAGUUCAGAAUUUUUUAUAUUCCACAGGAAAGGGUCUACUUGCUUUUUACCAAAAUGGAUAUAGAAAACCUGACUAUAUCAGAUGCACAAAUGCCACACAUGCGGUUUCCUAAUUAUCCUACAAGAUUCAAACAUUUAAAUUUUGCUGAUAAUAUCUUAACAGAUGACCUGUUUAAGCAACCUAUCCAAUUGCCUCAUUUGAAAACUUUAAUUUUGAAGGGCAAUAAAUUGGAGACACUUUCUUUAGUGAGUUUCUUUGCCAACAACACAUCCUUGAAGCACUUAGAUCUCAGCCAGAAUCUGUUACAAUAUGAAAAUGAUGAAAAUUGCUUUUGGCCAGAAACCUUGAUCACUAUGAACCUGUCAUCCAACAAAUUUGCUGAUUCUGUUUUCAGGUGCUUGCCCAGAAGUAUUCAAAUACUUGACCUGAAUAAUAACAAAAUUCAAACUGUCCCUAAAGAGAUUAUUCAUCUGAAGUCUUUGCGAGAACUAAAUCUCGCAUUUAACUUUCUAACUGAUCUUCCUGGGUGCAGUCAUUUCAGAAAACUCUCAAUUCUGAACAUUGAAAUGAACUUAAUUCUCAGCCCAUCUCUGGAUUUUUUCCAGAGCUGUCAGGAAGUUAAGACUCUGAAUGCAGGAAGAAAUCCAUUCCGGUGUACCUGUGAAUUAAGAGAUUUCAUUCAGCUGGAAAAAUAUUCACAGGGCAUGAUGAUUGGAUGGUCAGAUUCAUAUAUCUGUGAAUACCCUUUGAAUCUAAAGGGGACUCGGUUAAAGGAUGUUCAUCUUCCUGAAUUAUCUUGCAACACAGCUCUGUUGAUUGUCACCAUUGUGGUUAUCAUGCUAGUUCUGGGGACGGCUAUGGCCUUCUGCUGCCUCUACUUUGAUCUGCCCUGGUAUCUCAGGAUGCUAGGUCAGUGGACACAGACAUUGCAGAGGAUUAGGAAGACAACCCAAGAACAACUCAAGAGAAAUGUCCAGUUCUAUGUGUUUAUUUCAUACAAUAAACAUGAUUCUACCUGGGUGAAGCAUGAAUUAAUUCCCAAUCUAGAGAAAGAAGAGAACUUGAUUUGCCUUCAUGAAGGAAACUUUGAUCCUGGCAAGAGCAUUACUGAAAAUAUCACGAACUGCAUUGAGAAAAGCUGUAAGUCCAUCUUUGUUUUGUCUCCUAACUUUAUCCAGAGUGAGUGGUGCCAUUAUGAACUUUACUUUGCCCACCAAAAUCUCUUCCAUGAAAAUUCUGAUUACAUAAUUUUUAUCUUGCUAGAACCCAUUCCACUCUACUGUAUUCCUACCAGGUAUCCUAAGCUGAAAGCUCUUAUGGAAAAGAAAGCAUACUUGGAAUGGUCCAAAGAUAGGCGUAAAUGUGGACUUUUUUGGGCAAAACUUAGAGCUUCUAUUAAUGUUAAUUUAUUAGAAACCAGAGAGAUGUGUGAACUACAGACAUUUGUGGAGCUGAAUGAAGAGUCUCAAGGUUCUGUAAUCUCUCUGAUAAGAACAGACUGCCUAUAA
Messenger RNA from Puma concolor (puma), 2430 nucleotides. It is a transcript of the gene TLR10, whose product is annotated as toll like receptor 10. The record is from RefSeq and is a predicted model, not a curated record. NCBI's taxonomy places the organism in Eukaryota, Metazoa, Chordata, Mammalia, Carnivora, Felidae. Gene Ontology annotation, biological process: toll-like receptor signaling pathway; inflammatory response; immune response. Gene Ontology annotation, cellular component: plasma membrane. Gene Ontology annotation, molecular function: transmembrane signaling receptor activity; lipopeptide binding; Toll-like receptor 2 binding.